UCAGACGCCAACAACCUACACGCCACCAGCACGAGGCACCAGCUAACAAGUGAUCAAAACCAAACCAUCUCUCUUCCAGUCUAAAACACACAACAAAAUCGAAACAUUUCAUUUAUCAAAUCUUGAAUCUCUUUGGAAAAAAAAAAAUGCAUUCGAAUAACUUACUUCUCGAAGAGCCAAUCAGAAUGGCUUCAAUUCUUGAGCCUUCAAAGCCAACUUUCUUUCCUGCAUUGACAAAAUUAAUUGGAACUCUUGGUCAAAGAUCUCGAUCCGUUGAGAUAAUAUCUGGUUGCCUUAAUGCAGGAAUGUCAGUGGCAAGGUUUGAUUUCUCAUGGGGUGAUGCUGCAUAUCAUCAAGAGACACUGGAAAAUCUGAAGAUAGCUAUCAAGAGUACAAAGAAACUCUGUGCGGUUAUGCUAGACACGGUUGGUCCAGAAUUGCAAGUAGUUAACAAAUCUGAGCACCCAAUUUCUCUUCAAGCAGAUACUACAGUUGUCCUAACACCAGAUCAAGACAAAGAGGCUUCUUCAAAUAUGCUGCCAAUAACUUUUUCUGGCCUGUCAAAGGCAGUAAAGAAGGGAGACACUAUUUUUAUUGGACAAUAUCUGUUUACAGGAAGUGAAACUACUUCCGUGUGGUUAGAGGUUACCGAUGUGGUUGGUGAAGAUGUGGUUUGUCUGAUAAAGAAUUCUGCUACUUUGGCUCGGCAAUUGUAUACUUUGCAUGUCUCUCAAAUUCACAUUGAUCUGCCAACGAUAACUGAUAAAGAUAAGCAGGUUAUAAGCUCAUGGGGUGUUCAAAACAACAUAGAUAUCCUUUCUUUGUCAUAUACUCGGCAUGCAGAAGAUAUUCGCCAAGCCCGCGAUUAUCUUUCAAAAUUGGGUGGCCUUAGUCAAACUCAAAUUUUUGCAAAGAUUGAAAAUACAGAGGGAAUAACUCAUUUUGAUGAGAUUUUACGAGAAGCAGAUGGAAUCAUUCUUGCCCGAGGAAAUUUAGGGAUAGAUCUUCCUCCAGAAAAGGUGUUUCUAUUUCAGAAGGCUGCUGUUUACCAGUGCAACAUGGCUGGAAAGCCUGCAGUAAUUACUCGUGUGGUUGAUAGCAUGACUGAUAACCUGAGGCCUACUCGUGCUGAAGCAACUGAUGUUGCCAAUGCAGUAUUGGAUGGGAGUGAUGCAAUUCUUCUUGGAGCAGAGACCCUGCGGGGAUUGUACCCUGUUGAGACCGUUUCUAUUGUCGGAAAAAUUUGUGCUGAGGCAGAGAAGGUAUUUAAUCAUGACAUGUAUUUCAAGAGAGCUGUCAAGUAUGUCGGAGAACCAAUGACUCAUUUGGAGUCCAUUGCUUCCUCUGCGGUACGCGCAGCCAUCAAGGUGAAGGCCUCUGCAAUUAUCUGCUUUACUUCAAGUGGAAGAGCUGCAAGGAUGAUUGCAAAAUAUAGACCAACAAUGCCUGUGAUAUCUGUUGUCAUCCCUCGGCUCAAGACAAAUCAACUGCGCUGGUCCUUCACUGGUGCUUUUGAGGCAAGGCAAUCGCUCGUUGUAAGAGGCCUUUUCCCCAUGCUUGCAGAUUCUCAACAUCUGGCUGGGUCGACAGGUGCAUCAAAUGAAUCAGUUCUGAAAGUUGCUCUUGAUCAUGGCAAGGCUUCUGGUGUAAUAAAGUCACACGACCGUGUUGUUGUUUGCCAAAAACUUGGCGACGCAGCUGUUAUUAAGAUCAUCGAGCUUGAAGAUUAGAAUUAUCAAUGCAUUUCAUAUUGAUUCGAUUUCAUUUCAACAUUCUCGAGCAUUUAAAAAGUUACUAGUUCCUCAGGUUCCAGACCAGAAUGAGCAAAGAUAAAACAUGAUACAGCUUAGACUGAGUCAACUUUCAUUGUUGUUGUAUCCCAUUCAGUACAGUCACCUGUAGAUUAUGUGCAAGAAGGAACCUGUAGUUGAAUUCGGUUACUUGUAACGAUCAAACAUUGUAAGUUUUUAUAUUUUGCAAUCACGUACCAUUUUCUUUGGUA
Messenger RNA from Pistacia vera, 2002 nucleotides. Its product is annotated as pyruvate kinase 1, cytosolic-like. Gene Ontology annotation, biological process: glycolytic process. Gene Ontology annotation, cellular component: cytoplasm. The coding region runs from base 147 to 1730 and encodes 527 amino acids. The record is from RefSeq and is a predicted model, not a curated record. The transcript is spliced from 16 exons. Gene Ontology annotation, molecular function: potassium ion binding; magnesium ion binding; pyruvate kinase activity. Lineage: Eukaryota; Viridiplantae; Streptophyta; Magnoliopsida; Sapindales; Anacardiaceae.